Molecule: messenger RNA, 6152 nt
Organism: Tympanuchus pallidicinctus (lesser prairie-chicken)
Lineage: Eukaryota; Metazoa; Chordata; Aves; Galliformes; Phasianidae
Gene: PPIP5K2
Product: diphosphoinositol pentakisphosphate kinase 2
Exons: 33
Coding region: 722-4477 (1251 amino acids)
Biological process (GO): inositol phosphate biosynthetic process; inositol metabolic process
Cellular component (GO): cytosol
Molecular function (GO): 5-diphosphoinositol pentakisphosphate 1-kinase activity; inositol hexakisphosphate kinase activity; diphosphoinositol pentakisphosphate kinase activity
Source: RefSeq, a predicted model, not a curated record
AUAGCCAAGUCAUCAUUCAACAUUACAAUUUCAAAGUAAAAUUGUCAUAAUUGAGAGAAUUUCCACAACUAAACAACUGUUCCCAUCAGAAAGGAGAGCAUUUCAGGAAAGGGAGGAGUGAAUCCAGAAGACAGUACUGUUUUUAGCUAUCUUGGCUGGCAUUCCCUUUCUUGGAAAUUUAUAUCUGAUAGUACAAGCCAAAGCAGCUGAGCUGGUAAACUGGAUAACAGCAAUAAGAAAGGGCAACUGCUGAAGGCCAGCCUGAAGUUACAAGAGCAUGCCUGGAAGUCACAAGUGGCUGGGAUCGUAGGGGGCUGGAAGGGACUCCUGGUGUUGACCUAGUCCAAACCAUCGACUAAACCAGGUUCCCUCCAGCAGGUUGUAUAAAACAUCCAGGUAGAUUCUAAAUAUCUUCAGAGAAGGAGAUUGCAUGACCCUGGGCAGCCUGUUCGAACCUUCAUGGUUCAGAAGCAGUACCAUCUCAGGGAAGCAGUAGCCUGUUGUGGGUCUCCUGAAGCAAUAACUUAAACCAAUAAUAAGCAGAUGAUACCAGGUUAAUGGUGUUUGGUUCAUGUCACAGUGCCAUCACUGUGGCAACACCGCUCAACAGCAUCAACAAGCCAGGGACUUCUGCGCUCCCAAGUCAUUAGGAAACAUGCCCAGCAUCUCAGCUGCCAAAGUGACUGUAGUCUCAACAUAAAUAUCUGUAGAUCUCUUAGCCAUGUCUGUUAGUGCAACAGAGAAUGAUCCUCCUAGAUUCUUCGUUGGUGGAGAAGAUGGAGAAGAACUGUUGGAUUCAGCCAGAUCUACGGAUUGUGAACAUUUCUAUGACCAUGGGGAAGAAGAGGAGGAAGAAUAUGACUCGCCACCAGAAAGACAGAUUGCAGUUGGAAUUUGUUCAAUGGCCAAGAAAUCAAAGUCUAAACCAAUGAAAGAAAUUCUUGAACGUCUCUCCAUGUUUAAGUACAUUACUGUUGUAAUAUUUGAGGAAGAUGUUAUUUUGAAUGAGCCAGUAGAAAACUGGCCAUUAUGUGACUGUCUCAUUUCUUUCCAUUCUAAAGGAUUUCCACUGGACAAAGCGGUUGCCUAUGCAAAACUCAGGAAUCCAUUCAUAAUCAAUGACUUGAAUAUGCAGUAUCGCAUACAAGACAGGAGAGAAGUGUAUGGUAUUCUUAAAGCUGAAGGCAUUUUACUUCCUCGUUACGCAGUUCUGAACCGUGAUCCAAACAAUCCACAAGAAUGCAACUUGAUUGAAGGAGAAGAUCAUGUGGAAGUGAAUGGGGAAAUUUUCCAAAAGCCUUUUGUAGAAAAGCCAGUUAGUGCUGAGGACCACAAUGUUUACAUUUAUUACCCAGCAUCUGCUGGGGGUGGAAGCCAGAGGCUUUUUCGAAAGAUUGGCAGCAGAAGCAGUGUUUAUUCCCCUGAAAGCAGCGUGAGAAAAACAGGCUCCUAUAUUUAUGAGGAAUUUAUGCCUACGGAUGGCACAGAUGUGAAGGUGUACACAGUAGGUCCUGACUAUGCUCAUGCUGAAGCCCGGAAGUCUCCAGCUCUUGAUGGUAAGGUAGAGCGGGAUAGCGAAGGAAAAGAAGUGAGGUAUCCAGUCAUCCUGAAUGCAAGAGAGAAGUUAAUUGCUUGGAAAGUAUGCCUUGCCUUUAAGCAAACAGUUUGUGGCUUUGAUUUGCUGCGUGCUAAUGGACAGUCAUAUGUCUGUGAUGUGAACGGCUUCAGUUUUGUGAAAAACUCCAUGAAAUACUAUGAUGAUUGUGCUAAGAUACUGGGAAAUAUCAUAAUGAGAGAACUUGCUCCCCAGUUUCAGAUACCAUGGUCAAUUCCAUUGGAAGCUGAAGACAUCCCUAUCGUGCCAACCACCUCUGGGACAAUGAUGGAGCUUAGAUGUGUUAUAGCUGUAAUACGUCAUGGAGACCGAACACCAAAACAAAAAAUGAAAAUGGAAGUAAAACAUCAAAAAUUUUUUGAUCUCUUUGAAAAAUGUGAUGGAUAUAAAUCUGGAAAACUAAAACUGAAAAAACCAAAACAGCUGCAGGAAGUGCUUGAUAUAGCAAGGCAACUCCUUGUGGAACUUGGGCAGAACAAUGAUUCUGAAAUUGAGGAAAGUAAAGCAAAACUUGAACAGUUAAAGACUGUGUUAGAAAUGUAUGGGCAUUUUUCAGGCAUAAACCGCAAAGUUCAAUUAACGUAUCUUCCUCAUGGCUGCCCAAAGACUUCCAGUGAAGAGGAAGAUAACAGAAGAAAUGAACCAUCCCUCCUACUGGUUCUAAAAUGGGGAGGAGAACUGACCCCUGCAGGCAGGGUUCAAGCAGAGGAGCUUGGAAGGGCAUUCAGGUGUAUGUAUCCAGGUGGACAAGGAGAUUAUGCUGGAUUUCCUGGCUGUGGUUUACUUAGAUUACAUAGCACUUACCGACACGAUCUCAAAAUCUAUGCUUCUGAUGAGGGAAGAGUUCAGAUGACUGCAGCAGCUUUUGCAAAGGGACUACUGGCCUUAGAGGGCGAGCUGACUCCUAUUCUUGUCCAGAUGGUAAAAAGUGCUAAUAUGAAUGGUCUAUUGGACAGUGACAGUGAUUCUUUAAGCAGCUGUCAGCAUCGUGUUAAAGCAAGGCUCCAUGAAAUUCUCCAGAGAGACAGAGAAUUUACUGCUGAUGACUACGAUAAGCUUACACCAUCUGGAAGCAUCUCAUUGAUAAAAUCAAUGCAGGUUAUUAAAAAUCCUGUUAAGACAUGUGACAAAGUCUACUCCUUGAUCCAGAGCUUGACUUCUCAGAUUAGGCAAAAAAUGGAAGAACCAAAGUCUGCAGAUAUUCAGCUGUACCACAGUGAAACACUAGAACUGAUGCUGCGCAGGUGGGCCAAGCUGGAAAAAGACUUUAAAACAAAGAAUGGAAGAUAUGAUAUUAGCAAAAUUCCUGAUAUUUACGACUGUAUAAAAUACGAUGUGCAGCACAAUGGCUCCUUAAAAUUAGAAAACACAAUGGAAUUAUACAGACUUUCAAAAGCUUUAGCUGACAUUGUGAUUCCUCAGGAAUAUGGUAUUUCUAAGGCUGAGAAACUAGAGAUUGCCAAAGGUUAUUGCACUCCUCUAGUUAGAAAAAUCCGUUCUGACCUUCAGAGAACUCAAGAUGAUGAUACUGUAAAUAAGCUUCACCCUCUUUACUCCAGGGGUGUUAUGUCCCCUGAACGCCAUGUUCGUACACGACUGUAUUUCACCAGCGAAAGUCAUGUUCAUUCCCUGCUAUCCACCCUUCGUUAUGGUGCCUUAUGUGAUGAAACAAAAGAUGAACAGUGGAAACGAGCUAUGGAUUACUUAAAUGUUGUCAAUGAACUCAAUUACAUGACACAGAUUGUUAUCAUGCUCUAUGAGGAUCCAAAUAAGGAACUUUCUUCGGAAGAACGUUUUCAUGUAGAGCUGCACUUUAGUCCAGGAGCCAAAGGCUGUGAGGAAGAUAAAAAUUUACCAUCUGGAUAUGGAUACAGACCUGCCUCCCGAGAGAAUGAAGGCUCGAAGAAAACCUCACAUAGAAAUGAUAGUGAUGAGGAGGCACAUACUUCUAAAAGGGAUGAAACAGAUCGGUCAGUAGUGAUGUUCAAGCCAAUGGUAUCAGACCCAAUUCAUAUACACAGAAAGUCACCCCUUCCGAGAUCCAGGAUGAUUGGUUCUGUUGAAGAAGAGAGCCCCCUGAGUGUGUCUAGCCCAGAGUGUAUUGGUACCUGGCUGCAUUACACCAGUGGUGUGGGUACUGGGCGUCGAAGACGCAGAUCAGGGGAACAAAUCACUUCUUCCCCUGUCUCCCCCAAAUCAUUGGCUUUCACAUCCAGUAUUUUUGGCUCAUGGCAACAGGUCCUAUCAGAAAGCAAUAGUAACUUACGAACACCAAGAACUAUUCUGGAACAAAAGCAGAGCAGUCUAGGGUCUCACUGUGCGGGCCUGUUUAGCACCUCAGUGCUCGGGGGUUCUUCAAGUGCACCUAACCUACAGGAUUAUGCUCGUACUCAUCGUAAAAAGCUGACUUCUUCUGGCUUCGUAGAUGACACCACACGCGGUUCUGCUGUUAAAAGGUUUUCUAUCUCAUUUGCUCGACACCCAACCAAUGGUUUUGAACUAUAUUCCAUGGUGCCUUCUAUUUGCCCUUUGGAAACUCUUCACAACUCCCUGUCUUUGAAGCAAGUGGAUGAAUUUCUUGCCUCUGUUGCUGCUCCAUCAAAGGAAAACCUACAGGAGACAUCUUCUCCAACUUACAUGAGUCCAUUGUCAGGAAGAAAAAUUUCAUUGAAUACAUACACCCCUGCAAAAAUCCAGCCAACACCACUUGAAACUUUGCCAGAAAAGCCAGCAAUAGAGAAACCAGCUUCAUCUUCCAGUGAAUCUUCUGUGUGUGUACCUGAUGUUAAGCUAUCUGUUGAAGAACCCUCAUUAGGUGAAGAACUUAGUAGUGACACUCUUUCUGAGAAUAAGUGCAUUUGAUCAGAAAAAACUGGAAAGAACUUCUUAAAUGAUUUCUUAGUACUCAUUCAAACAAAUAAUUGAUCACGCAAAAGCCAUUCAUGCCUGCAAUUUAUAGUGCAUUUAAGAACCUUCUGUUUAAACAAGAUUGAUUAAUGUGCAUUGUACAUAUGUUUGUCAAAUGUCUUUUCUCAUUUUCUACAUAUUUCAGGAAAUGCAUUUAUUUAUCAGUUUGAACUGCACACCUCUAAAGAAAAAGCUGCACAUGAACCUUUUCAUUGUCUUCAGAUAUUGACUGUAAACUUGUUCAAAAGUAGUACGUGUUACAGAGGCUCUGCUGAUGUCACUGUAAUGAAGUAUUGUCCGUUGUCAUUAUGAACUUCUAUUUUCAGGAGUUUAUAAUUUGCCCGCAAAUUUCUUUUGUGGGCUGAAAUGUAACACACAUCUUGGCUAAAAGCUUUUUUCUUUUUUCUUUUUUUUUUUUUUUUUUUUUUUUUAAAGUUAACUACAUAUCCAAAGAAAUCUCUUUUGGCUGUUUUUAAAAGAUAAGCAGGUGAUUUCUGCAUUUGAACAAUUUUAUAUCGUAUAUGCUGCAAUAAGUAGGCAUGAUGGAGUGAGUCAAUGUACUUCUACUUUUGAGUCUCCUUAUUUUUAAUUUCUGUUUACAUCAGACCUGUAACAUUCAAAGUACCUUCUCUUUUGUUGUGUAGUAUACAUGCUUGUAUACGGGUACCUGUAUAUCAUCCAGCAGAUAAAACUGUCUUUUAUAUGUUUUUAUCAAAAGAAAUCUUUUGUUUACCAAAAGGACAGCUUUAUUUGCUUUGCCAUAUGUUUCUACAAAAAGAUGAUGUUAAAAAGCAGGGUUUAUAAAAAAGAGAAAAGGUUACAGCUGGUCUUCUAGUCAGUUUACCCUAAAAAUUGUAAAUAUUCUGUCUAUACUGUAUUCCCAUCCCUUCAAAGUAAAGAGAGAGUGUGAUCUGCCAGGACUCAGCUGCUGACGUUGCAAAAUACUCAGGCUUGAGCAUGGCAUGGGGAUUUCCAUAACCCUGUCCUUUCAAUCUAGGGGAUAGACAGCAGGUCUUAUUAAAGGACAUUGAUUAUUUUGUAAGAUUUGUGAGAAGCAUUACCAUACCAGUGGAACCUCGCGUUACUGGAUUAUAUACAGUAAUCAUCCAGUCUCAGCAGUUCUGUCAUUUUCUGUGGCAUGACAAACCAUUGAUGAUUACACUUAUUCCAAAUGUAUGAAAACAGUGUCCACUUGUUUCAGUUCAAGUGGAAGACAUUUAUUACUGACUUAAUAAGCUAUAAGUUAAAGUUUCGUGUUUAAGUUGAAUAGCUUCUGAGUAAUACUUUUCAGUAGGGCUCUUUUUCAUCUCCAGAGCCAGUGCAACUGUAAUUUUUAUUCACCUUGCCACAGGGUCUGUGUCUUUACUACAUGUGAAAUAGCUUCAGCACUCUGAUUAUAAAAACUGCUGGUUAAAUACCAAAAAUAUGAAGGGUUUCACAGCUAUAUACUUAAAACAUUUCAUUUUUGUAGUUAACUGUUAUUGACAGUGUUUGUCUCGCACACAACUGAAUGUACACAUUGUUUACUAUUUAAAAAAUACUGUUAGAAGUAUGCAUACCAUUCCAGUCAACCAAAGCUGUGGCAUAACUUUUUUUAUGUGCUCCUAAAUAAAAACAAGGCCAUUGGCAA